GACGAAAAUAACAUUAUAAAUAAAAAUGUUCUCCUUCAUCAAGUGGGCGAAAUUUGGCACAUUAGUGCCAGUCCAGCAGAUAAAGGUGUGCUGGCGACCUGCUACAAUAAAACAGCGUUUUUUCAUUCUGCUGUACAUAAGGCUACUAUGAGUCAGAACCAACUGGACAGCACCUAAACAACAACGUUGCUGUGCGUGGACUCCUCUUCUGACACCCCACCCUUAUUUGAGAGCUUGUUGGUAGCCAGAUAUCUGGAAAGAAAUAUUAUUUUGGGAUAUUCUGCACACAGAAAAUACCACCCCUCCUCCCCUUCAAGAGCUUUAGCCCAAACCAUCAAGUGAAAAUUGCUCUUUGACCAACUUCUGCUAUGUUUCGUAUUUGAAAAGAUCUAAGUACUUGGAGAUUCUAAAAUAAAAACUACUAUAAGUAUGUAAAAUGUUAUUAAUACCCCCAGGUAAUCUUUUUUCCUUUGUUUUGCACUUCAUAGAGAGGUCUCAAAUUUCAAAACAAUUGUCCUGUGCAUUCAAAAACAAAAUUGCGGAUCCAAUAGAUAUGUUUACAGUUAGCCUUUUAAUUUUGCAUAUUCAGAAUCCACCCCUACUCCAUUUCCUGCACUGAGAACCAUUAUAAAUGAGGUAAAGACAAGGAGGAGAAGAGUUUACAAUAAGUAAAAGAACAAAUUAUUUGUAGGGAUGCAGGGUUACUGCUUUGAUUUCUAGUCAACAGGUAUUAUUAAAAAAUAGUGCAAGUGCUUUCUUGAAAUGAUCAUUCCUUUCUAAUUUCUCCAUUUUAUUUGGGUGGGUGAGGGAUGUUCUGUUCAUUAGUCAGGCAGCGAGACAGGCCUAUUUGUCAAUGGGAAGAAUAAGGCUUCCAGAACUAGCUUCUUGUUCCUGUCACACGGAGAGCAUGAAUGGGCACCAGCUGGGCUGUAGCUCCAACAGUUCCACCACUUCAGCUUCACACAGCAAGAGAUGUGGUGGCAAUGGUGCAGAAGUGCCUCCCGUGCAGAUUCAGGAAGUACAGACACACUUCAGUUGUUGUUCCCUGGGCAACGCCAUCACCGCAGCCAGCUGGCUUUGCACCACCGAAGCUGAUGGAAGCCCACGCCCUGUCAGGCAGCCGGCGCUGCAGCCGCGUGACUGUCUGUAGACACUGAUGUCGAGAGCGCUUUCAACUGGGUUUCAAGCUUCAGACAGUAAAGUCCUGACAUGUGCGGCUGUGUGGAGGAUGCCGAAGGAAUUGGAAUCAGGCAGUCAUGAAUCCCCUGAUGAUUCAUCAAGCACCACGCAGACCCUGGAGCUACUCUGUCACCUUGACAACACAGCCCAUGGCAACAUGGCCUGCGUUACGUGGGAGCCAAUGGGAGAUGGGAAGAAAAUCAUUUCAUUGGCUGAUAACCAUAUCUUGCUGUGGGAUCUACAAGAAAGCUCAAGCCAAGCUGUGCUGGCCAGUUCAGCAUCUUUGGAAGGAAAAGGACAACUGAAGUUCACGUCAGGACGGUGGAGCCCACAUCACAACUGCACCCAGGUUGCCACGGCAAACGACACCACCCUCCGAGGGUGGGAUACUCGGAGCAUGAGCCAGGUAUACUGCAUAGAGAAUGCCCAUGGACAGCUGGUACGGGACCUCGACUUUAAUCCCAAUAAGCAGUACUACUUAGCUAGCUGCGGAGACGACUGCAGGGUGAAGUUCUGGGACACUAGAAAUGUCACUGAACCUGUGAAGACCCUUGAGGAGCACUCCCACUGGGUGUGGAACGUCCGCUACAACCACUCUCACGACCAGUUGGUCCUCACAGGCAGCAGUGACAGCAGAGUCAUCCUCUCAAACAUGGUGUCCAUUUCUUCUGAGCCCUUUGGCCAUCUGGUAGAUGACGAGGACCUCAGUGAUCAGGAAGAACACCAGCAGGAAGAGAAGAGUAAAGAGCCCCUCCAGGACAGCGUCAUCGCGACCUAUGAAGAGCAUGAAGAUAGUGUGUACGCGGUGGACUGGUCCUCCGCAGACCCGUGGCUGUUUGCCUCCUUAAGUUAUGAUGGAAGACUUGUUGUCAACAGGGUUCCCAGAGCGCUGAAAUACCACAUAUUGCUCUAAUUCGUUUGGAUGGCAUUCCUGAUUUAUCCUCUUGGCAGAUUCUCGAAAAUUCACGGCUAUUUGGAGGUAAUUAGUUUUCUGAAUAGAUCCCUCUCUGGGAGAGCCAGUAUUACCUUCUUUUAAUGUGAGCAUUUAUAAAUAAUAAUAAAGCUUCUGCCAUCUGUACAAACUGACACCAAAAACAAAGUUUUCUCUCCAUUGAAGAUGGAAAGUACUAUCUUCCAAACCGCCCUGGGAAUAUGAUCCCCCCCGCCUCCCCACUCCCCAGUGUUUCGUAAAUCAGUGCCUGUCCAGUGACUGGGGAGUUUAUCUUUUCUGUUUUAAGGAUGUUGGAAGUUUCACAUUUUUUAAAAGAUUUCUGUUUCUAGAACAUUAACUCAUCUUUGCCUUGAGAUUAAAAAUAAAAUAAAUAAGGUCAUGUUGUUUGGACUCCUGCUCAUUCUUGAAGGAAACUCUUUGCUCCUCAUUUGGCCACAUGACCUGGGUCUUUGCGCAUUUUCUCUGUCCCAGCCCAGAAGAAAUGAAGGGUGGAGACAGCGUGCCCCUCUGAAUAACUGCCCUUUUUCCAAGCUCAGAAGUUCCUGAGGAAGCUUCACUGGCAGAAGCUGAAGAGCCCUGCCUUGUGUCCCGGAGCCUGACCCCAUCGUUAGUGCUCCCUGGCCCUGGCAUCUGAGUGGUGGAGAGUCUGGGACUCUUCGGAAUGUAUUAGUGAUGAGCUCUGCAUUUUCUGUUGUUAUUAAGUUUCCUGCUUAGCCUUUGGGCCUUCUCUAAUCUCUGUGUGUAUCACUCUGUAUUGUGUCUCAUGUGCAUUAUACUGAUGGCAUUGUAAAUGUGAUUCUUUAUCAUUCCAGGAAGUAAUGAUUUUGCUCCGGGUUUUUCAGUCUGUUGGGUAUUACCCAGUACACUCUUAAACUCAUUGAAAUUCAGCAUAAUCUGCUGUCAUCCCAUCAUUCCUAGAUAAUCACAAAACACUGAUCCUGCAGCCUUUUCUUCCCUUGCUCCUUCUGUGGGUCCCUGCGGAGUGGGUCUGCGUCUUGGGUGCCGAGUGCUCCACCCCCACAGCCCAGAGCAGCAGCCUACAGUGGAGAGUGGCCUGGCCUCCGAUUCUGUGGCUUGUGCUGGCCAGGUGACCUUACGGAUACCGCUUCUCCGCUCUGAUCCCCUUGUUUUCCUCAUGUGGAAGGAGGGAGAUGGACUGGAGGUGCUCACAGUCCCCAGUCAGCUCUAAGAUUUAAUUAUUUCACAAUGCACCUAAGGAGCCUGGGUGGCACAGUGGUUAAGCACUCAACUGCUAACCAAGAAGUUGGCAGUGCCAGCUGCUCCAUGGGAGAAAGAUGUGGCGAUCUGCUCCGUAAAGAUUUGCAGCCUUGGAAACCCUAUGGGGCAGUUCUACUCUGUCCUGUAGGGUCACUUGACUCAAUGGCACACAACAACACAGUAGGCCUCAAUCUGAAAAACUGACCUUUUAUUUAAAAAUAAGCAUAUAAAAAUGAAACAUCCUUGGUGAAGCCCUCUGUUGUCCCAGGAGUGUUUGUUAUUUUCUAAGUAUGUGAUUGAACACACAAUGAGGCAUCUUGGAUUUUGUUUCCCCUUAUGAGGAAUGAGAGGGGCAGGGAGAGGGCAGUGGGGAGUGGGCAUGACAGGGAAGCCAGGUCUUAUGCCCUUCAACAUUUCUGCUUCCAGGUAAGACCUGCAUUGUGGGGAAUGCAAAACAGCUUUAAUAAAAACCCUGGUGGUGUAGUGGUUAAGUGCUAUGGCUGCUAACCAAAAGGUCAGCAGUUCAGAUCCGCCACGCGCUCCCCGGAAACUCCUUGGGGCAGUUCUACUCUGUCCUGUAGGGUCGCUAUGAGUCAGAAUUGACUGGACAGCGGUGGGUUUUCUUCAGUUUGCUGGCCCUUGAAAUUUAUGCUUGCUUUUGAACUGAUAUUUACUGAGUGCCAACUAUCGGGUAGGCACUACUCUAGUUGCUGCAGAUAUAGCCAUGAACGAUGCAAAAAUCUGGGUUUACUUAGAAUCUACACUGUUGGAGAAACCAUCCAUCAAUCAUGAAUUAAGCAUAUCGCAUGUCAGAUAACAUGGGGAUAAUGCCAUGGAGGGAUCUGAGGUCGAGAAGGAGGGGCAGUGGGGAGUGGGAGCAGGGUAGGAAGUGGGUGGGCACUGUACUUCUGAAAGUGUUGGUAGGGAAGGGCCCAGGUGAGGUGACAUUUGAGCAAAGACCCAAAUUUAUUGAAGGAGUCAGCCGUGUAGAUGGUCUGCAGGGAGAGUGUGCCAGCACAGGAGACAGUGGGGACAAAGCCAUGAGAUAGAAUAACAAGGUUACUGUGGCUCAGGUGACGUGGACAAGAUGGUAGGCACACUCGGAGACGAGAUGUAGCUCAUGUAAGGCCUUGAAGGACUUUGACUUUUACCCUAAGUGAGAUGGGAAGCCACUGAAGGACUGUGAACAGAGGCAAGAACUGAUCUUUUGAAUUAUGUUGUUUAUUAUUUUUGUUUUGGUUUUGAUAAACAGUGCUAUGAAUUUUAACAUAUAUAUGGAUUCAUGUAACUACCAUCACAGUCAGGAUACAGAACAGUUCCAAGACCUCCCCUCACACCAUCCCUUUGUAGUCACACCCCCGCCCCCCAGCCCUAACGCCUGGCAGUCGUAAUCUGUUCUCCAUCAUCAUAGGUUGUCUUUUUGAGAAUGUCACGUAAAUGAAAUCAUACAGUAUGUGUAACUUUUUGAGGCUGGCGCCUUCACUUAGCGUGAUGCCUUUAAGAUUCUUCCAAGUUGUGGUAUGUACCAAUAGUUCAUUCCUUUUUAUUGCUAAGUACUGUUCCCUUGUAUGGAUGGUCCAUAGUCUGUUUAUCCAUUCACCAUCAAAGGGCGUUUGUGUUUCCAAUUUUUGCUGGUUAUGAAUAAAACUGCUAUAAAUAUUUAUAGGUAUUUAUAUAGACAUAAACUUUCAUUUCUCUUAGGUAGAGUUUGGCAAACUUAUGACCCACACAGGCCAAAUCCAUCCUACCAUCUGUUUUUGUAAAUAAAGUUUUAUUAGAACACAGCUGUAUUCAUUCAUUUACGUAAUAUCUGUGACUGUUUUCACACUACAGUUGAGUAGAUGUGACAAGACUGUAUGGCCCGCAAAGCCUAAAAUACUUACUGCCUGGCCCUUUACGGGAAAAGUUUACCCACGUCUGCUCUGAAGUAAAUGCUUAUAAGUAGGGUUGCUGUGUCGUAGAGUAAGUGUAUGUUUAACUUUAUAAGAAACUACUGUUUUUCAGAGUAGAGUUACAGUUUUGUAUUCCCACCAGCAAUAUAUGAGGGACCUAGUUUUUCUACAUGUUUGCCAGCACAUGGUGUUCUCACUAUUUUUUAUUUUAGCUGUCCAAUAGGUGUAUAGUGGUAUUUCAUUGUGGUUUUAAUUUGCCUUACCCUAAUGGUUAAUGACAUUGAGCAAUUUUUGUGUCUUUAUUUGCCAUCUGUAUAUCCUCUUUGAAGAGUGUCUGUAAAAGUCUUUUGCACAUUUUGAAAACUAAAUCAUAUGUUUAAUUUUGUUUAUUUUGAGAGCUCUUUAUAUGUUUUGGAUAUAAGUCCUCAGUCAGUAUAUGAUUUGCCAAUAUGUUCCCCCAUGUGUAGCCUCUCUUUUCCUUCUCUUAACAGUGGCUUUAACAGAACAAAAGCUUGAAUUGUGAUGAAGGCCAACUUAACCAUUUUUUCUUUGAAGGAUCAGGCUUUUGGUGUCACAUGUAAGAACUCUGCCUAACUCUAGGUCAUGAAGAUUUUCUCCUAUAUUUUCUUCUAAAAGUUUUUAAUGGUUUUACGUUGACAUCUACGCUCCAUUUUGAUUUAAUUUUUUAAUAAGAUGCAAGGUUUAGGUUGAAGCUCAUUCUUUUUUUCAUAUGACGUCUAAGUAUUCUAGCACCAUUUGUUGAAAAGACUAUCCUUUCUCCAUUGAAUAGCUCUGGCACCUUUGUCAAAAAUCAAUUGGCCAUACAUGUGUGGGGCCCUCUCUGGACUCUGUUCUGCUCCGUUGGUCUAUGUGUCCAUCACCUAGGGCCUAUAAACAAUUUUAUGGGGUUGCUCUCAUGAGCUCCUCCCUCUCUGUGGUCUUUCCAGUACUUUCUGGUUCCCUGGGGCCCCCUUUCAGUCAUCUGGCCAUUAAACUGGGCUUUCUUUUCCCUACUGCACUGUACCCUUUCUGUGACUGCACCUAUGUCUGGGGCCAAGCAGCAGGAAGACAGAGGAAAGAAGCAGCAGAUGUUCACCUCACCCUCCUGGGACCAGAGUUCCUCUGAUUGGAGAAGGUCCACCUUCCACACGGUGUAGGCUCUGCCUGCCCCUGUUGCUGCUGCUGUCACUGUCGCUGUCCCCACAAAAUUGCUUGGGGACUGGGAGGCAAGAAAACAGAGCCUUGGUUUCCUUAAAAAGCCAGGAGAGUUCCCCGCUCCCUGGGGAUAUUAGAAAACCCCUCUUCUGUUUCUUGGUCCAGAAAGAGAAGGCUUCUCCUGGCUCUCUCUUUGCCCUUGCUGAUGUCCACUUCCAGGUUCUGUCCUAUUUUGAGUCCAGACCAGGGGAUACUGCAGUGAGGAAAAAAAAAAAAAAAAAGAUUAACUCACAGCUGAUUUGGUGGUCCUUCAGAUUGUAGUCUGCUUCCCCAAUAUGCUUGCUGCUCUUUACUUUUCAGAGUCCUCAAAGAGCUAUUACAUGCACCUGUGCAGGUUUUACAGCUGCAUUUCAGUGAGAGACAGGUAGACUGUGCUUACUGUCUGGAAUCAUAAAUUAAAAGGUCACUUUGGAUGUCGUGUUCAGAAUAGACCGUAGAGAGGUGUCGAGGAUUGAAUUGUGUCCCCCCAAAAUGUUUGUCACCUUGCCUAGGCCAGUGAUUCCCAGUAUGUGUGUUUGUCCACCAUCUUGUGAUCUGAUGUGAUUAUCCUAUGUGUUGUAAAUCCUAACCUCUAUGAUGUUAAUGAGGCAGGAUUAGAGGCAGUUAUGUUAAUGAGGCAGGACUUACUCUAUAGGAUUAGGUUGUAUUUUGAGUCAAUCUCUUUUGAGAUGCGAAAGAGAGAAUCAAGCAGAGAGGAGAGAGACCUCAUACUAGAGAAAGAAGCACCUGGAGCAGAGCGUGUUCUUUGGACCCAGGUUCCUGCACAGAGAAGCUCCUCAGGAGAAGAUCAAUGACGAGGACCUUCCCCAGAACCAACAGAGAGAGAAAGCCUUCCCCUGGAGCUGGCACCCUGAAUUCAGACUUACAGUCUCCUAAACUGUGAGAGAAUAAAUUUCUGUUUGCUAAAGCCAUCCACUUGUGGUGUUUCUGUUAUAGCGGCACUAGAUGACUAAGACAAGACACAAGGGCAGUAGCAAUGAUACCAGUUACAGUGCAGUUACAGUGCUCUCUGUAAGAAGUGAUAGUUAAUUGGACUAAGGUGGUAGUAGAGAUGGUAAGAAGUGGUUGGUUUCUGAAUGUAUUUUGAAGGUAGAGCCAUCAGAUUUAUGGACAGAUUAGAAGUAGGGUGUGAGGCAAAGAGAAGAAUCAAGACUGACUCCAGGGUUUCUGUCCUGGGCAACUAGAACAGUUGCUGAGAUAGGAAAGCCUGAGGGGAGCAUGUUGGAGGUAGGGCUUGGAGUGAGACAUGAGCGCUUUGAUUUGGGGACUAUUAUGUUUCAGAUACCUAUUAAAUAUUUAAGUGGGGAUGUCAACUAGACUUUUGGAUGUAUGACAUGAGUUCAUGGGAGAGGUCCAAGCUGGAUAUAUAAAGAUAUGUAUCUGUUAUUGGUGAAUAAAAAAAUUUUUUUUUUUUUAUUAAGCUAGUAUUAAAAGCCCUGGGAUGAAAUGCGCUGUCUGGGGGAGCUAGUGUAGAGAAAAAAGAAAGGACCAAAGACUGAGCUCUGGGUGCCAUCGACCAUUAAGAAGUAGGGGAGAAGAGGUGGAACCAGCAAGGAGACUGAGCAGGAGUCAACUCUCUGUCAAUGCCCCUGGCAGGUCGUCAGAUGAGGGCUGAGAACUGACCAUUGGACUUGGCAGCAUGGAAUUCAUUGAGGAACUUGACAAGAGCAGUUUGGGUAGAAGGAGGGAGCUGGAGAGUGGAUUCAAGACAGAAUGGGAAGAAAUAAAUUUGAGAUAGGAUGUAUAAACAACUUUCUCAGGUCCUGCUAUGAAAAGGAAACAGAAAAAUGGAGUAGUAACUAGAGGAGAUAUGAGGUCACAAAGAGGUACUUUUUUUCUUUAAGAAGGGAGAAAUAUCUGUAUGUUUGAAUGCUGUUACUUCAUCUCGUGUACUUUGAACAUAGUAUCAGGAGGGACCAGUCUCUGGAGAGGGACAUCGUGCUUGGUAAAAUAGAGGGUCAGUGAAAGAGAGGAAGACCCUUGACGGGAUGGAUUGACACAGUGGCUGCAAUGAUGGGCUCAAAAUAGCAAUGAUUGUGAGGAUGGUGCAGGACUAGGCAGUGUUUCAUUCUGUUGUACAUACGGUCACUGUGAGUCACAACUGACUCCACAGCACCUAACAACAAUAGAAUAAUCCAGUAGAGAGGCAAAAAUUGAUGUUGCAGGACAGAGAGGGGAGAAGUGAUGUCCUUGAAUAGUCAAGUGUGAUGGAACCUGGUGAGCAAUUCCAAGUAAAGUAGGAGUCCUAGAAGUCUAGCUUGUAGAAAAUUACUAGAUCCCAGAUGUAUUGUCUUACAGUUAGAACCACUCUUCAUCAUCAAAUGUAUCAAGCGUUAAUGAUAAUAAUACUCCUUACAUUUAUAAAGGUUAUAGAACACUUUCAACUACGUGACAUAGUUUUAUCUUUACAACAUCAUUGUGGGAUAAGUAGAGCAAGAAGUGGAGGGUAAGCGAAUUGGCCAGAUGACACUCUCCUCUGAUUCGUAGAUCAGCCCUCUUUUCACUUUUCCACCUGAUCUCCUUCACACAAAAGCUCCUGGGUUCCCCCCUCGCAGUACUUGCCCAAAAGCAGCCUAAUGACAUGUUCAAAUGACAAGCCAGUAGAGACAGUAUUAUAGUUUAUGCAGAGAAUAUUUUUCCUAUUUUAUUACCGAGAUCCAAGUGUUACCCGAAUUAUUUUCAAAGCUAAGCCCCAAACACUCUAGUUAUCAUUCCAUGUGAAAUGAGUAGAUGAGGGUUGAACUGAAAAUAGAGAACUCUAGGCAGCUUCUUUUAAAAUUAAAGUUAUUCUUCAUUAUAUUUAAGCCUUACUGUAGGUGCAACAGGGGAUUGUAAUAUUGACCUUUGUUACAGGGAGUGGGGGAGGGAUAACAGAGGGAAAAGAAAUUUGGGAGCCUAAUCCUACCUGGUGUCUUCUCUGUGUGUAGCACAAGUAGUGUUCUCAUCCAGGGCGUGCUGGCUGAUGUCUGCAAGGUCAGUGGUGAAUAAGAUUAAUGUCAUCCAUAAUGUAUUUGUGCGCAAGCCCCCUGGCUGGCUUCUCAUCAUCCGUAUCUGGCUGCACGAGGCAGGGAAGAUCAUUAUUAAUCCCACUUUCCACCUGGGUGGUUAGUGCAGCAGGGACCUGGUGAGGCUAAAUUUAGAAUCAAAGGGCUGUGUUUGAGCUUGGGAACAGUGUUCCAUGCUGGACUUAACAUUUUUCACUAACCCUUUUUGACAUGUGCUGCCCAAUGAGUUAGUGCUGCUGUAAAGACCGUUAGGUCUGUGCUUCCUUCUUCCUCUCCUCACUCCCUCUUUUGGUAGCCAGGUGACUGAGGAGGGAUGGUUUGUGGUAAUUAAAAGAGAAUUCCACUCUCCUUACUGUAGCAGGGGAACUGCUGAACACCAAGCCAUAAUAAAGAAUCAUCAGAAUCAUCAAACACCUCAGUCAAUUGGCAUAUCAUAGUUCACAAACAUCAGAUCUGCAUCCUAGCAAAAUGCGUAGCAUCUGGGGUCUUAAAAGCUUGCAAGCAGCCAUCUAAGACACAGCUACGAGAACAAAACAGUAAGAAGGUAAACAAAAGCUCAGAGAAGAAACAAGUCUACACGAGCCACAACCUCAUCUACCCUGAGACCAGAAGAACUAGAUGGUGCCUGGCUACCACCACUGACCAUUCUAACCAGGGUCACGAUAGAUGGUCCUGGAUAGAAUGGGAGAG
Molecule: messenger RNA, 10151 nt
Organism: Loxodonta africana (African savanna elephant)
Lineage: Eukaryota; Metazoa; Chordata; Mammalia; Proboscidea; Elephantidae
Gene: EIPR1
Product: EARP complex and GARP complex interacting protein 1
Exons: 9
Coding region: 1157-2092 (311 amino acids)
Biological process (GO): protein ubiquitination
Molecular function (GO): protein binding
Source: RefSeq, a predicted model, not a curated record